AUGGUGCAUGUGGAUUGGGCGAUUUGCAUUUCAUCUGAGAGGAUUGGUCAAGCCUAUGUUAUUUAAAAUAAAGAAGUCGUUAGGUUUGAAAUAUUUUCCGGGACCACGGUUUUGUCCUAGUGUUUACCAGAUUCUAUGCUUUGUAUAAGAAUUUUGUUUCCGGAACUGUUUGAUUGGUUUUGUGUGAAUUUUACCAGAUUCUAUGCAGUUGUGCAAGAAUUUCGUUUUUGGAACUGGUUGAAUGGUGCUAACAGAUAGUUCUCUUCUUUCUUGGAAGAUAUAUACUCUUCCUCUUCCGCGUCUGAAAACCGAAAAUCUUAGGUUGAAGGAAAUUCAGGGCAAGGAACUUUGGAACUUUAGAGUUCAGGCGGAAUCUGGAAAUGGCCUAAACAGCAGCAGAGGUGACAACUAUGGUGUUCCUCACGGUAGCCUGCCAUCAAUAUCCAGCUACAGUGGAAGCGGUGCAUUCUUUCGGGAGCUUUUGAUGCACCAAGAUUCAUGGGAAGGGGACAGGCAAAGCAUAGACUCGCUGCUCAACUUACUAAGCAAUAAGAGUCCUGGCAGCUUUAUUUCGCCCGAUACAGAAAUGAACAGGGCUCUUGCCCAGCAGAGGGAAGUUGCAUUGAAGCGGAGUCUCUUCAGUUCAGUGUUAUCUUUUAUGGUCGGCAUGACAAUUUGGGAAGCUGAGGACCCAUGCAUGCCGCUGGUGAUGGCGCUCUUCAUUGUUGUCGGCAUGUCACUGGUGAGUGUGGUUCAGUUUUUCUCCACCAUAAAAAACAAACCUGCUUCCGAUGCUGUUGCUCUCUUGAGCUUGAACUGGUUCAUCCUCGGCACGCUUUCUUAUCCGACUCUUCCAAGGGUUGCUCGAAUUUUAGUCCCCGCAAUUGUGAGCAUGUUGGACCGGACAACAAGGUGGCUCGGUGCUUCUUCCCAAUAGCUAAAUUACGUGUUUUCAAGAGUAUUUUGUGCAAGUUGUAGAAGCUUUACUUUUGCUCCAGUUUGCUUCCCUUGAUAGUCGCCAUAUACGAAACGAUCUUGCAACGAUUAAAGAAAUAGGUUUUCAGCA
This is a messenger RNA of Eucalyptus grandis, 1066 nucleotides long. RefSeq lists its product as hypothetical. The transcript is spliced from 2 exons. NCBI's taxonomy places the organism in Eukaryota, Viridiplantae, Streptophyta, Magnoliopsida, Myrtales, Myrtaceae. Bases 242 to 937 code for a protein of 231 amino acids. The record is from RefSeq and is a predicted model, not a curated record.